GGUUACCAACGUAAUUUGGAUAAUUGGGAACGCUAGGGAAGCUAGCAACUUUACUAGUAAUUGGUGUUUGCGAAAAUAUAAAGAGCGGUGGUCGAGUGAAGGUACUGAACGUACUGAAAAUGUCAACAACAGGGUUAAUACAUUGUCAGUUAUGGAUGGGAGGGCUGGAGCCCUAUAUGACAGAAAGUUUUGUAAUGUCUGCUUUCCAAAGAAUGGGGGAGCAGCCCCAGAAUGUUAAGGUUAUGAGAAAUAAGUACACUGGAGAGCCAGCAGGAUAUUGUUUUGUGCAUUUCACAACAGACGAAGCAGCACUCAAUGCCAUGCACAAACUCAGUGGAAAAGUUAUUCCAAAUACCCAGCCUCCAAUUCGAUUCAAGUUGAACCACGCGAGUACAACAGGUCGUCCACCAAUAGACCGGGAAUUCUCUCUGUGGGUUGGAGAUCUGACGCCUGAUGUCGAUGACUAUACCCUGUACAGGACAUUCGCUUCACGAUACCAGUCCAUCAGAACAGCUAAAGUGAUUCUAGACAAUGCUGGCUACAGUAAGGGCUAUGGAUUCAUCCGGUUUGCCAAUGAAGAGGAACAGAAAAACUGUCUUGUGGCAAUGAAUGGCUACAAAGGCCUAGGAAGCAAGGCCAUAAAAAUCAGCAAUGCCGUCCCCAAGCCCCAUCGCUUCCAGACCACAACGACUGGUACAGCCACCACAACAAUUAACACAAGUGGGUACAGCUCAAGCCAGGACUACAGUCAGUACUAUGAUCCCUCAUACUGGCAGAAUUAUUCUGCUUGGCAAGGCUACUAUGAUGCAAGCACCGAUCCGUCAGCUGCAACCUCUAUCCACAUGACACAAGCAGUGGGGGACUAUGUACAGAGUCCUCAUGCAGUUCAGCAGGUUGUGGAUGAGACUGCAAGUGCCGAGGAUGAUCUAGAGCUAGUUGAACACAACAUUCCAUUGGAUGUUGAGAAGAUGAACUGGGAAUUGAUUGAUAGGGACUACAACUUCUGGGAUGCCCUUGAGAGUUCCAAAUGGCUGCCUGUUGAAGGACUGGAGUGUAACUGAACAAUACAAUAUUAAUUCUACAAUACAGUAUUUAUUACACAAUAAAGAAAAAUACAUUUUGAAAUUGUAUGAAUGAUUUCUGUAUAAAGUUAUAUAUGAUUUGUUCAUAUAAUUCACUGAUUAAAUAUCUUUUUUGUGUAAACCA
Molecule: messenger RNA, 1206 nt
Organism: Cryptotermes secundus
Lineage: Eukaryota; Metazoa; Arthropoda; Insecta; Blattodea; Kalotermitidae
Gene: Secp43
Product: tRNA selenocysteine 1-associated protein 1
Exons: 6
Coding region: 120-1061 (313 amino acids)
Molecular function (GO): RNA binding
Source: RefSeq, a predicted model, not a curated record